CGGCGCCGGGUCCUGGGUGCAGGUGUCCCCCGCGGCGCGGUGUCUCGGAGCAGCGGCUGCUCUCCCUCCAGCGUCAGGACGAGUCCCGUGCGUGUGCGUCCGCGGAGAUCUUUCUCAUCUCGCUCGGCUGCGGGCACUCGGGCUGAAGCGACUGAGUCCGAGAUGGAGAAAACUUUAGAAACUGUUCCUUUGGAGAGGAAAAAGAGAGAAAAGGAACAGUUCCGUAAACUCUUUAUUGGUGGCUUGAGCUUUGAAACCACAGAAGAAAGUUUGAGAAGCUACUACGAGCAAUGGGGAAAGCUCACAGACUGUGUGGUUAUGAGAGAUCCUGCAAGCAAGAGAUCAAGAGGAUUUGGUUUUGUAACUUUCUCUUCUAUGGCCGAGGUUGAUGCUGCCAUGACUGCAAGGCCUCAUUCCAUUGAUGGCAGGGUAGUUGAGCCAAAACGUGCUGUAGCAAGAGAGGAGUCUGGAAAGCCAGGUGCCCAUGUGACUGUGAAGAAGCUGUUUGUUGGUGGAAUUAAAGAAGAUACUGAGGAACACCACCUUAGAGAUUAUUUCGAAGAAUAUGGAAAAAUUGAUACUAUUGAAAUAAUUACUGAUAGGCAGUCUGGGAAGAAAAGAGGCUUUGGCUUUGUUACUUUUGAUGACCAUGAUCCUGUGGAUAAAAUUGUAUUGCAAAAAUAUCACACCAUCAAUGGUCACAAUGCAGAAGUUAGAAAGGCAUUGUCUAGACAAGAAAUGCAGGAAGUCCAAAGUUCAAGGAGUGGAAGAGGAGGAAACUUUGGUUUCGGGGAUUCUCGUGGUGGCGGCGGCAAUUUUGGACCAGGACCAGGAAGCAACUUUAGGGGGGGAUCUGAUGGAUAUGGAAGUGGACGUGGAUUUGGGGAUGGCUAUAAUGGGUAUGGAGGAGGACCCGGAGGUGGCAAUUUUGGAGGUAGCCCUGGUUAUGGAGGAGGAAGAGGAGGAUAUGGUGGUGGAGGACCUGGAUAUGGCAACCAGGGUGGGGGCUACGGAGGUGGUUAUGACAACUAUGGAGGAGGAAAUUAUGGAAGUGGAAAUUACAAUGAUUUUGGAAAUUAUAACCAGCAACCUUCUAACUAUGGCCCAAUGAAGAGUGGAAACUUUGGUGGUAGCAGGAACAUGGGAGGACCAUAUGGUGGAGGAAACUAUGGUCCUGGAGGAAGUGGAGGAAGUGGGGGCUAUGGUGGGAGGAGCCGAUACUGAGCUUCUUCCUACUUACCAUGGGCUUCACUGUAUAAAUAGGAGAGGAUGAGAGCCCAGAGGUAACAGAACAGCUUCAGGUUAUCGAAAUAACAAUGUUAAGGAAACUCUUAUCUCAGUCAUGCAUAAAUAUGCAGUGAUAUGGCAGAAGACACCAGAGCAGAUGCAGAAAGCCAUUUUGUGAAUGGAUUGGAUUAUUUAAUAACAUUACCUUACUGUGGAGGAAGGAUUGUAAAAAAAUGCCUUUGAGACAGUUUCUUAGCUUUUUAAUUGUUGUUUCUUUCUAGUGGUCUUUGUAAGAGUGUAGAAGCAUUCCUUCUUUGAUAAUGUUAAAUUUGUAAGUUUCAGGUGACAUGUGAAACCUUUUUUAAGAUUUUUCUCAAAAGUUUUGAAAAGCUAUUAGCCAGGAUCAUGGUGUAAUAAAACAUAACGUUUUUCCUUUAAAAAUUUAAGUGCGUGUGUAGAGUUAAGAAGCUGUUGUACAUUUAUGAUUUAAUAAAAUAAUUCUAAAGG
Molecule: messenger RNA, 1734 nt
Organism: Peromyscus californicus insignis
Lineage: Eukaryota; Metazoa; Chordata; Mammalia; Rodentia; Cricetidae
Product: heterogeneous nuclear ribonucleoproteins A2/B1-like
Exons: 1
Coding region: 163-1224 (353 amino acids)
Molecular function (GO): RNA binding
Source: RefSeq, a predicted model, not a curated record